This is a messenger RNA of Uncinocarpus reesii 1704, 1320 nucleotides long. RefSeq lists its product as uncharacterized. Lineage: Eukaryota; Fungi; Ascomycota; Eurotiomycetes; Onygenales; Onygenaceae. The record is from RefSeq and is a predicted model, not a curated record. Gene Ontology annotation, molecular function: transferase activity. Bases 1 to 1320 code for a protein of 439 amino acids. The transcript has 3 exons. Gene Ontology annotation, cellular component: cytoplasm. Gene Ontology annotation, biological process: biosynthetic process.
AUGCUGCAAAUCCCCGUUCGUGAGCGCAGUGCAGAUAUGGCUUCCACAAAAGCUGUCAUUUUGGUUGGAGGACCGUCGAGGGGAACCAGAUUUAGACCCCUCUCUCUUGAUGUGCCCAAGCCUCUUUUCGAAGUUGCUGGUCACCCAAUUAUCUGGCAUGCCUUGAAGGCUGUGAACAAAAUUCCCGAUAUUCGCGAGGUCAUUUUGAUCGGAUAUUACGAUGAGACAGUCUUCCGUGACUUCAUCAAGGACUGCACUCAAGAGUUCCCGCAAGUUAAAAUUCAGUACUUGAGAGAGUACCGAGCAUUGGGCACUGCCGGUGGUCUAUAUCAUUUCCGCGAUGCGAUUCUCAAAGGCCGCCCCGAGCGCUUCUUCGUUCUAAAUGCGGACGUGUGCUGCUCGUUCCCACUGGUUGAAAUGCUUAAGUUGUUUGUGGAGAAAGACGCUGAAGCAAUCAUCUUGGGUACCCGAGUCAGCAAUGAGACAGCUACAAAUUUCGGUUGCAUCGUUUCCGACGCGCAUACAAAACGUGUACUACACUACGUUGAGAAGCCCGAGUCCCAUAUCUCAAAUCUGAUCAACUGCGGCGUAUACUUAUUUGCCACGGAAUGCAUCUUCCCCUCCAUCAGGAGCGCGAUCAAGCGCCGCACUACCCGCCCCCGUUUGUUUUCUUACCCAUCCUCUGAGCACCUCGAGUCUACCUAUGGUGCUGAACAAGGCGACGAGGGCGAACAGAGCGAAGUUCUCCGUCUUGAGCAAGACAUCCUCCCCGACUUAGCAGAUAGCAACCGCUUCUUCGUCCAUGAGACCAAAGACUUUUGGCGUCAGAUCAAGACCGCUGGCUCUGCUGUCCCGGCCAAUGCCCUCUACCUCCAAAAAGCGUUCCAAUCGGGAUCCGAUGAGUUAGCAGCUCCUUCAGCAACCAUCGUCCCACCAGUUUACAUCCAUCCCACCGCUACCGUUGAUCCCACCGCCAAACUCGGCCCAAAUGUUUCCAUCGGUGCACGUGCCGUGGUUGGAGCAGGUGCGCGGAUCAAGGAAUCUAUCGUGCUCGAGGACGCCGAAAUCAAACACGAUGCUUGUGUUUUGUAUUCAAUCAUUGGAUGGAGCAGUCGUGUUGGAGCAUGGGCACGUGUCGAAGGCACCCCCAUUCCCGCUGGCAGCCAUUCCACCACCAUUAUCAAGAAUGGUGUCAAGGUGCAGAGUAUUACCAUUCUUGGCAAAGAAUGUGGUGUUGGCGAUGAAGUGCGGGUCCAGAACUGCGUCUGCCUCCCUUACAAGGAGUUGAAACGGGUAUGUGUCUAUCCUUUCUCCGACUGA